Schizophyllum commune H4-8 is the source of this 2187-nucleotide messenger RNA. RefSeq lists its product as uncharacterized. Lineage: Eukaryota; Fungi; Basidiomycota; Agaricomycetes; Agaricales; Schizophyllaceae. The record is from RefSeq and is a predicted model, not a curated record. The transcript is spliced from 7 exons. Bases 1 to 2187 code for a protein of 728 amino acids.
AUGGAGGCUCCCCGCCCCAUAUUCCAGGACGAGAAUGGAAACGCUAUCAAGUUCUUCAUACAGAAAGACCUUCCAGAUGACAUCCAACGGCGUUUACAAGAGGACAUUGUAGCUCUGGGUGGCAGAGUACACACCAAGGUGCCAAUCUCCGGCUAUGUCCUCACUGCGCCCGGCACGCCAGAAGAACAGCGCUUGCGCUAUUGCUGGAAGCAGCCCGACCGGCCCGAGCGUUUCUUUGUGCCACACACCUACGUUGACGCGUGCAAGACGUCGCGCAAGCUCAUACCCCAGCUCUUCAUCGAGCAGGGCGAGCCGAUGCAGUUUCACCUGCACUCGUCGAUCCUGAACGUCAACAUGCGGGAGGUUAUCUCUGAACGAAUUCGGCACUCGGGCGGGGUUCCAGAUUCGCCGCCGGAGACGGCGCGUGUGAUUCUAGCAGAUCCUGGCGAUGAGUCGUUCAAGGAGCUCAUCAGGAAAUAUGAGGGCGACCCAGCGAAGUAUAUCGAGGCUUUCUUCUGGGUGCAAAAAUGCGUGGAAAUGGGUGCAAUCUACUAUAGCCCCACGGCGUACAAGAAUCCUGGCGGCAGAAAGCCUGGCGACGAACGAACCAACUUUACUGAAGAAGACGAGCGCCAUCUCUGCGAGUGGCUCGCAUUCAAGAUACCCUAUAAGGAGGCCGGAGGACGAACAGGAAACAAGAUAUAUCAACAACUCUUCGAUCUGGCCGAGCACGACCCCCAAUACGCCUGGGUCACCCGCCACACCUGGCAGUCCUGGCGCGAGCGCUACAAGAAGCACGCCCACCGCCUCGACCGCGUCAUCGAGAGCAUCGUCGAGCACAAGAAGCCCAUGCUCGGCGAGAAGGGCCAGUACGGCUACGUGCGCGUCGACGAGCCGAAGGAGCCUAAGCCCACACCGAAGCCCAGAUCGAAACGCAAGCGCGCGAGGAAGGACUCGACGCCUGAGCCGUCGCAGAACGAUGGCGCGUAUGGCGGGCCGGUGAUGUUGUCGCCGCCGAACGCGAGGAUGGCAUCGCGCCCGCCGUCUGGUCCGACGCGAGCUCCGUCAGGACCACCGCGGUCACAGCCUGCGCCUGCUCCUCCGCAGCCGCCUCCUUCGCAGCCGGGGCCAGCACACCAUGCAGCUACCCAGCCAGCUCCGCGUGCGGCCACCCAGCCAGCGCCGCGUGCAGCCGUCCAGCCGCCUAAGCGCAAAGCUACCGAUAUCGUGGACGAGCUCGACUCGGAAAGCCAGUGGCAGAUACGCAUCGGGGAUGAGCCGCCUCCGACAUGGGCGCGGCCUAGGGACGAGGACGACGAUGAGCUCGCGAAAGAGCAGAGUCCUACUAAGCGCCAGCGUAUCAGGGAACCCUCGCCUUCUCGGAGAGAGUCAGAGCCUCGAAGCCCAUACAAGGGCGAGAGACAAUCAUCUAGGGAUUCUCAGAAGCCUGCCAGCGCCAGUCUCCCUCCGCUCGAGAACGGCGAGAUCAAGAACGACGCGUUCGUAGCUGACAGUCAGAGCGCCGGUGAUGAGAGUCAGGUGCUUGUGCCCGACAGCCAAGCGUCCGUCAACGAGAGUCAGCGCAUCCAGGAGAGUCAAGGGCCUACCAAAGAAAGCCAAGUGCCCUUCGACGAGAGUCAGAGGCCCUUGGACGAGAGUCAAAAGCCCUUCGCCGGGAGCCAGCGCCCCUUCGGCGAAAGUCAGCGGGCCUUUGAUGAGAGUCAGUAUUCACAGAGCCAGCCCCUCGCAGAUGGCGUGUACCUCGAGACGCAGUCUGAUCUCGUUGGCGCUCAGCCUCGCGACGACUCCCAGUACUCCUGGCCUUCCUUCCCCGCGACUCAAGCGCUCGGCAACGGUGAACAGGAUUCUCAAGGUGUGGGCGUCGAGUCGCAAGCAUCUGCUAUCAAUUCCCAACCCGCCGCCGACUCCCAGUCUAAAUUCCCCGCUUUUGAGUCCCAACCCGCCAAUGACUCCCAAUCCUCACAACCCUCCACUGGCACCCAAUCCUCUACUACCAUCCUCGACAACAUCCACGCCACCGAGCGUGCGCUGCGCGACAUCGCCAAGUCCUUCCGCUUCACGUACGAGGAGGUGAAGGAGUACUACGACAGAUGUCACGACCUCGCGCGGGUGCGGAUGCGGUUCCAGGGGAUGCGGGAGGUGUUGAGGGCAAGGUUCGGGGAUUAG